Monopterus albus (swamp eel) is the source of this 2094-nucleotide messenger RNA. It is a transcript of the gene nkain4, whose product is annotated as sodium/potassium transporting ATPase interacting 4. Bases 233 to 862 code for a protein of 209 amino acids. Gene Ontology annotation, biological process: regulation of sodium ion transport. The record is from RefSeq and is a predicted model, not a curated record. Lineage: Eukaryota; Metazoa; Chordata; Actinopteri; Synbranchiformes; Synbranchidae. The transcript has 7 exons.
AACAUCCACCCAGUCAGUCCCCUGAAGUGCGUCCGGGAAGCGAACACGCAGACUGGGACCAGCCGGAGUGAUUUUGUGGCGUGUUGUAGUUCAGCAGAGAGACACUGGAGCAGAGGAGGAGAAUGGGACACCGGUGCUGGGGUCAGGACUGACUGAGGUCGGCACGCUGAAAGCUCCUCCGACCAGUUUCCAAAUCCUUUUGGCACAGAGUCACGUUUUCGCCGCUGACACAAUGGGCUGCUGCAGCGGACGGUGCACUCUCAUCUUUAUUUGCACUUUACAGCUGGUUGUGGCUUUAGAAAGACAGGUAUUUGACUUCCUGGGUUACCAGUGGGCCCCCAUCCUUGCCAACUUCUUCCACAUCAUCAUCGUCAUCCUCGGCCUCUUUGGCACUAUUCAGUACCGGCCGCGAUACAUUGUUGUUUAUACAGUAUGGGCUGCUCUAUGGGUGGCCUGGAACAUCUUCAUCAUUUGUUUCUACCUGGACGUAGGAGGCCUCUCCAAGGACAGUGAUUUGCUGACAUUUAACAUCUCAGCCCACCACUCCUGGUGGAGCGAGCAUGGGCCGGGCUGUGUGAGGAGAGAGAUGCCACAGGCAUCAGGGGUCCACGCCACAGAGAGCCACUCCUACAUUACUGUCAUGGGCUGCAUUAUGGAUUACCAGUACAUUGAGGUCAUGCAUAGCGGGACACAGAUUCUUGUUGCUCUCCUGGGCUUCGUGUACGCCUGUUAUGUUGUCAGCGCUAUCACUGAGGAGGAAGACAGCUUUGAUUUUAUUGGUGGAUUUGACCCAUUCCCACUCUACCAUGUCAAUGAGAAACCAUCUCAUCUCCUCUUAAAGCCUGUGUACCUGUCUACGUAAAUAGGAGAGCGUCCAGCAACGAGGUGACACAGCAGAUUUCCACAGAGACAAAACUGCGGUUUUGACACAAAUGACCCCGUACAGCAGGGCACACCAGACAUUCCUCCCCUUCUUGGUUUCAGUACUUUAAACAUGUCACUUACUGGUGUGCUGCCCAGAAAAGCCAACACGUCUCAGUUAUUGUUCAUUGUUUUCCAGGGAGGUAUGACGGGAUCAGAGAACUGGGGAUUGCAGUGUAACAAAACCUCUUACUGUGUAUUUAGGGAAGUAUGAAUCAUUUUCUUUGUGCUGAGUUCUCUGCUGAAGUCCCGUUGCUGUUACCUGCAUAAAACUCCCCAGGAACAUGACUGUAUAGAACAUGUACAGCAUAUAAAUACAUUGUGUGUAAUCAGGGGCUGCCCAGCAUUCCCAGUCUGUGGUGCUGUGUCUUGGAGAACUUGGUGAUUUAGCAUGUUAUUGCUGGUUUGGCUCACAUCUUGGCCCGAGGGCUGAAUUACAGUGGAGCCUGUGGGAUGAGCCAUUGUUUGUUGCCUGUUUACUUUAGGGCCAGGAUCUGUGUGCAUAAAUACAUGAAUAAAGCAGGAAGAGGUAGGGGGAGUAAAGAUGUAGAGGGAAGGGAGGGAACAAAAGCACCAAACAUACAGGGGCAGUUGUCAAAAAUAGAAAAUGUAAAUAUAGACUGCGGGGUGGUAAUUUGAGAUUUAGAGUUUGAGACUUGAAUUAUCAAGAAUGUUAAAGAGUGUUAGCAUGUAAAGGGUGUUCAAAUACUAGUAACAACAUGUGAGUCUUACUUUUAUUUCUGGAGUCUUAUUAUAUUUUGACUUUACUCACCAACAGCCAAGAAGUCAGGAUGUCUGAAGUGUCAGGUGGUGAUGUGCUCAAAGCUUUGUUUUUACUUCACUUCUCCUCUUUUAACUCCUGACACAUCAAGCUUCCAACAGUGGUUAUCACUACAGACGCUCAAGCAAAGAUUACAUAGCAUAUUUUUAUCUUGAAGAAAACAAAUUUGUUUUGCUAUUCAUAUUGCACAGAACAGUGUUGAGUUGUGUGGAUAUUGUUGUCAGCGUAGAAGUAGCGUGGCUGUACCUGAGUGGGUCAGAGCACUGCCUCACAUCGGGUCAGCAGUUUAGAUUCUCAUUGGUGAUAGUCUCAGUUGUAACUGUUUUAUAGCAUGUUUUUUACAGGGUAUAUGUUGUAAUUAUGUGUAUAAUGUUAAGUAAUGAGAAAAAAAA